AUGCCUGGUAUCGUCUCGGCGACCGGCGUUCUCGCCUUUCUCACCGAUGAGGAGCCUGAACUCAAGGUUUUUGCGCUACAGACCCUCAACGACGACAUAGACACUGUCUGGACCGAAGUUGCUGCUGUGCUGACGCAAAUCGAAGCGCUCUACGAAGAUGAAUCCUUCCCCGAACGCCAGCUCGCUGCCCUUGUUCUCGCAAAGGUCUACUACCACCUCCAGGCCUACAACGAUAGCAUGGUGUUUGCACUCGCUGCUGGCGAUCUCUUCAAGCUCGACUCUCCCGGAGAGUUUGAGGAGACCAUCAUCUCCAAAUGCGUCGACCAAUACAUCGCUGUCACCGCUGCGAAGAAAGCGGCCCCUCCAGCCUCUAAGAACGACGAUCUCCCGGAGCUAGCUACUACCUUCGCCAGCGGUGCCGAGGGUGCUGUUAUGUCUCCCACUACUCCCUUUUCGCGAACGACUCUGCCUCCCAAAUCGUUGCUCUCUCGCGAUUCGAUUGACAACACUAUGCUUGAGGCUACCUUCCAGCCCUCGUUCAAGCAGUUCCGCUCUGGGUCCAUUGCUGAGCUCCCUGAACAGGCCACGGAUUCUUUGCAGAGGGUCGUCGACAGGCUUUUUGAGAGCUGCUUAGAGAAGGGCCGAUACCGACAGGUAGUCGGUAUUGCCGUUGAGGCAAAGAAUCUUGCUGUCCUUCGAAGCGUCAUCAAGCGCGCCAGCGAUGACGAAAAGAAGGCUAAAUCAAACCCCCUCGAAAGCUCCCCUGGCCCGGCUGAGGAUUUGAUUGAGUACACGCUAGGUAUCUGCAUGGAUAUUGUUCAGGAGAGAGGUUUCCGUACCGAGAUCUUGAGGCUCAUUCUUGAUCUCCUGAAUGAGAUUCCCAACCCUGACUACUUUGCGAUUGCCAAGUGUGUAGUCUACCUCAACUCUGACGAAGAGGCUUCUCGCAUGCUUCGCAACCUUGUUGAGAAGGCUGACCGAUCUUCCAUCGCCAUUGCCUAUCAAAUCGCUUUUGAUCUUUACGACAACGGCACACAAGGGUUCCUGGGUAACGUUCUGGCAUCGCUACCCGCUGGUGAGCCUGCCAAGAGCGCGGUCGAUGAAAAUGGCGAACAGCCCACCGAGAGCGAAUCCCUCCUUCAGAAUCAGCAAGACUCCCCUGAGAAUGAACUUUCCGAGCCUUUACGUAAGGCCUACAGCAAUAUCCGAGCUAUCCUUGACGGCAGCAAGACUAUUCGUCUGAACCUUGAGUUCCUCUACCGCAACAACCGAACCGACUUGAGCAUUUUGAAUAAGGUCCGCGACAGUCUUGAAGGUCGCAAUUCUAUUUUCCAUACUGCUGUCACAUUCUGCAACGCUUUCAUGAACCAGGGAACUACAAACGAUAAAUUCUUCCGGGAUAAUUUGGAGUGGCUCGGUAAGGCAGUGAACUGGUCCAAGUUCACCGCCACUGCCGCGCUUGGUGUUAUUCACCGUGGAAACCUGUCUCAAUCUAGAAAGCUUCUUGAGCCGUAUCUGCCUAGGCAGGGUGGCCUUAGCAGUGGUUCUAUUUUCAGCCAGGGUGGUGCCCUCUACGCUUACGGACUAAUCCAUGCCAACCAUGGAGCUGAGGCUUUGGACUACCUCAAGGAGCAAUUUGGUCAAGCCGAGGAGGAGGUUGUUCAACACGGUGGUGCUCUUGGUCUCGGUAUCGCCGGAAUGGCCACUGGUGAUAUGGACAUUUACGACAAGCUCCGGGAGGUUCUCUUCCAAGAUUCUGCCCUCAAUGGUGAGGCUGUCGGCUUAGCCAUGGGUCUUGUCAUGCUUGGUACAGGCCAUGCGAGGGCUCUGGAGGACAUGAUCACAUAUGCACACGAGACUACCCACGAGAAGAUCCUCCGUGGUCUGUCCAUUGGCAUGGCUCUCAUCAUGUUUGGCCGCCAAGAAGGAGCCGAUGUCCUGAUUGAGGGUCUCCUCAAUGAUCCCGAUCCUACUCUGCGAUACGGUGGUAUCAUGACUGUUGCUCUUGCCUACUGCGGUACUGGCAGCAACAAGGCCAUCCGAAAGCUCCUCCAUACUGCAGUCAGCGACGUCAACGAUGAUGUUCGUCGUAUUGCCGUGAUGAGUCUGGGUUUCAUUCUUUUCCGUAAGCCUGGCAGUGUACCUCGAAUGGUUGAGCUUCUAUCCGAGUCUUAUAACCCUCACGUUCGAUAUGGUUCCGCCAUGGCCCUUGGUAUCUCGUGUGCCGGCACUGGCCUUGACGAGGCCAUCGAUCUGCUUGAGCCUAUGAUGAAGGACCCUACAGACUUUGUACGACAGGGUGCUCUGAUCUCUCUUGCCAUGAUCCUUGUUCAACAGAAUGAGAUCAUGAACCCCAAGGUCGCAUCAAUCCGCAAGACCCUCAAGAAGGUGGUUGGCGACCGCCACGAAGAUGCCAUGACCAAGUUUGGUGCUGCCCUAGCGCUUGGUAUCAUUGAUGCUGGUGGCCGCAACUGCACCAUUGGCCUCCAGACCCAAACCGGCAACCUCAACAUGGCCGGUAUUGUCGGUAUGGCUGUAUUUACUCAAUACUGGUACUGGUUCCCCUUUACCCACUUCCUGUCCCUCAGCUUCUCUCCUACCUCCAUCAUCGGACUGGACCACGACCUCGAGAUUCCCGAUACCAAGUUCCACUGUGCUACCCGACCCAGCCUCUUUGACUACCCUCCCGAACAAGAAGUCAAGACUGAGGAGGGACCAGCGCUUAUCGCUACCGCAAUCUUGUCCACCACUGCGCAGGCAAAGCGACGAGCUCAGAAGAAGGAGCGAGCUCAAAGACGUGAGAGUAUGGAUAUCGACAGUGCCCCCGCCAAGCCUAGUGGUGACAAGAUGGACGUUGACGAGGACAAGAAGACUGAUGAAACCAAUGAAAAGAAGGAAGAACAAGAGAAGGAGGCCGCUACUUCUACAGAUACAAAGAAGAAGCCUGAGAAGGAGAAGAUUGGCUAUGACAUUGAAAACAUGACCCGAGUACUUCCCGGCCAACUCAAGUAUAUCAGCUUUAAUUCUGGCCGCUACAAGCCUGUGAAGAAGCCCACUGGUGGUCCCCUGUUGCUUAUUGACGGCGAGCCUGAGGAGGAGAAGGCUUUGUUGGAGGAAAAGCUGAAGAAGGUUACAACAGAACGCGCUCCUGUCGCAGGUCAGCAAAACACCAGAGGUGGACGAUCUGGCGGCCCAGGACGAUCUCUGCUUGACGGUAUUACCGAUGCCCAACGGGGAGGCCCCAGCAGUGCUAUGCUCGGACAGCUGUUGCGCAACUCAGGCCGGUCGCCGUUCGGUCUUCUUGAUGCCGACCCCCAGACCCCUGGUGGCAAUGCCUCGGGUGCUGCAGCCGCUGCCGGUGUUCUGACUGCUGUUGACGAGGACUCUGACGAUGAAGAGGCCAAGACACCCAACGAGUUCGAGUACUUCACCGAUGCUGAAGAUGACGAUGACGACGAUGAGUAG
Molecule: messenger RNA, 3465 nt
Organism: Fusarium pseudograminearum CS3096
Lineage: Eukaryota; Fungi; Ascomycota; Sordariomycetes; Hypocreales; Nectriaceae
Exons: 3
Coding region: 1-3465 (1154 amino acids)
Biological process (GO): proteasome-mediated ubiquitin-dependent protein catabolic process; regulation of protein catabolic process
Cellular component (GO): proteasome storage granule; proteasome complex; proteasome regulatory particle, base subcomplex
Molecular function (GO): enzyme regulator activity
Source: RefSeq, a predicted model, not a curated record